This is a messenger RNA of Lolium rigidum, 686 nucleotides long. Its product is annotated as zinc finger A20 and AN1 domain-containing stress-associated protein 11-like. Lineage: Eukaryota; Viridiplantae; Streptophyta; Magnoliopsida; Poales; Poaceae. The transcript has a single exon. The coding region runs from base 160 to 678 and encodes 172 amino acids. Gene Ontology annotation, biological process: protein ubiquitination. Gene Ontology annotation, molecular function: DNA binding; zinc ion binding; ubiquitin-protein transferase activity. The record is from RefSeq and is a predicted model, not a curated record.
CCCAUUUCCUCCCCCUCAAAGCCACCCAGCCUCCAUCUCCAAUCCCAUCAUUUCCUGCCCCGCCAGGCCGGAUCAAAGCUAGCCAAGCUCCGUUCGUGCGGCCGGGGUCUCGUCGAGCGCGCGCGGGGAUCGUCUUUGACCUCGUAUCCUACAGGCGUCAUGGCGCAGCGGGACAACAAGGUGGAGGAGCCGACGGAGGUGCACCUGCACGCGCCGGACAUCGCGCUCUGCGCCAACAGCUGCGGCUUCCCGGCCAACCCCGCCACCAACAACCUCUGCCAGAACUGCUUCAUCGCCGCCUCCUCCACCUCCUCCUCGUCCACCCCAUCGCCACCAUCCCCUUCGUCCUCCUCGCAGCCGGCGCUGCCGUUCCCGACCCUCUUCGACAAGCCGAGGGCGCCCGCGGCCGCGGCGCAGCCCGUGUACGUGGCCGUCGACAGGCCGGCCGCCGGCCCCGCGGACCCGAAGGCGUCCAGGUCGUCGUCCGUCAACCGCUGCCACAGCUGCCGGAAGCGCGUGGGCCUCACGGGCUUCCGCUGCCGCUGCGGCGAGAUGUUCUGCGGCUCCCACCGCUACUCGGACCGCCACGACUGCAGCUUCGACUACAAGUCCGCCGCCAGGGACGCCAUCGCCAAGGAGAACCCCGUCGUGCGCGCGGCGAAGAUCGUUAGGUUCUGACGUUCUGA